This is a messenger RNA of Schistocerca cancellata (South American locust), 2870 nucleotides long. It is a transcript of the gene Cln3, whose product is annotated as battenin. Gene Ontology annotation, biological process: lysosome organization; regulation of intracellular pH. NCBI's taxonomy places the organism in Eukaryota, Metazoa, Arthropoda, Insecta, Orthoptera, Acrididae. The transcript is spliced from 12 exons. The coding region runs from base 496 to 1797 and encodes 433 amino acids. The record is from RefSeq and is a predicted model, not a curated record. Gene Ontology annotation, cellular component: membrane; lysosome.
UUCCUGUGAUACCUAUUUCAAGAAGACUGUUGGUAAAGUGUCGACGUGUACUUCACAGGUCCUUCCGGUCUUUUGCAGAACGAGCAAGAAAAUGUUCUUCACCAUACCAUCAGUGAAGUCAGAGGCAGUUAAAUAACCUUUGGUAACCUUCUUUCCAUCUCUAACAAUCGAGAUCUGAAUUCUGCAGUUCGGUACCGUUGCAUCAAAGUUGGUGUAAAAUUUGGAACUGUUGUGAAUAUUUAUCAUGACAAAAGAGGAAACUGCAGAAAAGAUGAGGAACAAGCUGAACAUUUGCCAGAAUGGGCGUGAAGUAUAACCAUAAGGCCAUAUUCAGGUUGGCCAGUGCACCAAAUUUUGUCAUGAUUCCUGAGCGGACAUGAAUUGGUCCUAGCUACUUUAUUGAUCUAGGGACCAUGUACUUAAUGCACUUGCUAUUGUAGCAGGCUGAAUGGAGGUACUGAAAAUGUGGCCCAGUCUAAAGUCAAAAAAUUCUCCAUGGAUGAACAAACUUCUGACUCGGCACCACUACAGCAGCACCAAGUUCAGGCAAAAUGGAGAAACUUGGCUGCAUAUUGGUUACUUGGAUUGUGCAACAAUUAUGGAUACGUCGUCAUGUUGAGUGCAGCCCAUGAUAUUCUGAAAACGUUUGAUACUAAUAGCACUGUGCAAGAGCCAUCAAAUGCUACGUCUUCAGAUGUCAGUCAGUCUCGUGAUUGCAAUGAGAUUUCAACAGCAGCUAUUUUAUUAGCUGAUAUAUUGCCAGCUCUUUUUGUCAAACUGAUUGCACCAUUUCUUCCAUUCUAUGUUCACAUACGAAUGAGUUUGACAGUAGUAUUGUCUAUUGCAUCAUUCUUGCUAGUAGCUCUUUCUGGUGUGAAAUGGGCCACUUUUCUUGGUGUAAUUGCUACCUCAUUUGGCUCGGGCCUUGGUGAACUUACAUUACUUGGCUAUACAUCUUCGUUUAACUGGAACCCGAUUACUGCAUGGUCGUCAGGGACUGGAGCAGCUGGUGUACUGGGAGCUGGUUCAUAUGCAGGUCUCACAGCGCUUGGCAUCAGCCCAAAUGAUUCAUUGUUGAUUAUGUUAGCAGUACCAGCAGUAAUGGCAUUGUCAUUUUGGGUGCUGCUAGAACGUCCAACACAUUCUGUGAAUUCUGUGGAUACACCAGGAGUGGAAGAGUUUCAGAGCAAUGUGUCAAUACAGUCUGGUACUGGAGAAGGAACAGUAGAGGUAGCAACAGUAGCAGAAGCAUCUGCAGUGGCUGAUAUUGCUUAUGAAAAUGAGUCACUGAAAACCAAACUCAAAUACAUUCCAUCUCUUCUGAAGUACAUGGUUCCACUGGGAACAGUUUAUUUAUUUGAAUAUUUUAUUAAUCAAGGUCUGUUUGAACUCAUCUAUUUCCCUGGAAUAUGGAUAAGUCAUAGUGAGCAGUACCGUUGGAUGCAACUUUGUUAUCAAAUUGGUGUAUUUAUAUCCCGAACAUCAGCAUCUUUUAUCAUCAUUCGUCAGAUCUGGCUGAUGUCCAUAUUACAGUUAAUAAAUGUUGUUUUAUUUACACUGGAAGCAAUUUAUUGGUUUGUACCAUCUGUGUGGAUAGUAUUUGCCUUUGUGUUAUGGGAAGGACUUCUUGGAGGUGCAGCAUAUGUGAACACCUUUCACAGAAUAUCAACUGAGGUUCCCCCAGAAAAGGAGAAAUUUUCACUGAGCAUUACAUCACUGGCUGAUUCACUUGGUAUUGGUCUGGCUGGCGCAAUAUCACUUCCUGUCCAUAAUGCUAUAUGUCUCCUUCCUUUGUGAGUGUCAGUGACCCAAGAGUUCAGCAGUUACAGUGUAAUUUAAAUUGUGUGUUUGGUAAUUCCUUCUUAUAAGGACAAGGCCUGUAGCUCAUUCUUUCUUGCCAAGUUGUUAGAGGGUGACGUGAUCUUGCAUGAUCUAGGUAUUACCUUGGCUAGCUAUUGUCUUUCUCAGCAUUUCACAAAAAUAUUUUUAGUCAGACAGAUCUGUGUACAGAGACUCUCAGGUUUUGAUUUUCCUAUCCUCUUAUAUGCAACAUGAAAAUGGGGCAUUGUAAAUAAUUGAUAUAACAUUUGGGACAGCACAGCAGAUCUCUUCUGUUUGAAUAUGAUAUAUAAGGAAGUGUUUGAAUGAUUACCAUCACUGACAUGAAAAUGACAUUGAAUCAAAAGAAACACACUGGACUAUGAGCUACUUAAAAUUUUAUAACAGAACCUGAAAGUGCUCUUCAGGAAUGAUUCAGGAGAUGAUUCAUGAAUUUCAGUUCCUUGGCAUGUGUAUGAUAGCACUUUUGUAGUGUUACUGCAUUUAAUGAAGAAUAUGUAUACACAUUCUCUUAUCAACCUAGAGUAUUAUGUUACAGUCUCUUUAAACAAAAUUCUAACAUAGAAUUGUUAAUUGUAACUGUGAGAGACCUUUUAUGGCUGACAUUUUACACAUUCUAUAAGACUGAGAUCUCUAAAAUGUCACACAAGUGACUGAAAUGACCAUGUUGGAUUAGUUUUGAUAAAAUUGUAUGGGCCACAGAAGGUGUGGGAAAACUGGCAUUGAUCUACAUUGAGAAUGAAAAAAUAUAUAUAAUGUGUGUGUGUGUAUGUGUGUGUGUGUGUGUGUGUGGUGCCAUUUUUAUAUUUAUGUGUAAUAUUUGGUCAUUAUUUAAGAGUAUAUUUUGGCCUUGUACUUAUCCAGUUAUGGAUAUUUAACAUAAAAUUAUUGCUCAGCCAAUACUGUGAAUUCAUGUACUUCAUAUGUAUUUACCAAAUAUCAAAGCAAAACAUUGUCUUAUAAUUAACUGUCUUUAUAUAUUUUUAUUUGUUUGAUAAUUACAGGGCAGAUUUGUUGCCCACUGGAUUUCU